Molecule: messenger RNA, 1045 nt
Organism: Zingiber officinale
Lineage: Eukaryota; Viridiplantae; Streptophyta; Magnoliopsida; Zingiberales; Zingiberaceae
Exons: 2
Coding region: 74-979 (301 amino acids)
Source: RefSeq, a predicted model, not a curated record
GGAUGAAUUAUUAGGGUUAGUUUUUAAUCUGAAUCAUCAAAACAGGGGGAGUUUUAAGUUUCGAAUAUUUUGCAUGUCGACGACAAACUCCGUGAAGCUUGUCCUCCAUGAUGGUCAGACCGCGACGGAGCCCAUUCCGUUCUUCGAUCGUGACGAGCAGAUUCAGAGCAUGACAUUCAUGUUGGGAUGGACGUCGGUGGCCCUGAGCAAGACAUCCCCGUCGGCCGUGGAAGUCGUCGUUCAUCAACUGGAUCAACAGCCACCGCAACCGCCACCGCCACCGCCACCGUCAGCAUCAGAAGAAGAGAACAGAACUGAGAUCGUAGUGGAAGAUGAAGAGAUCAAGCAUCAGGAGCACGAACAGGGCAGCACCGGUACCCAUUCGUCUGGCCUCAUCACCGAACAGUACACCAGGGAGAUGCGCGGCCUGCUCAUGAUCCUCGCCACCCUCUUCCUGCAAAUGGCGUACCAAGCGGGCCUAAACCCUCCCGGUGGUUUCUGGCAGGACGACUUGUCGGCGCUGCCUGCGGCCGCCGCCCGGCACAGAGCCAUGACCGCCUCGUCGUUUGCCCCGCCUCCUCUCGGAGGAGAAAACGGCAGCGACGCCGUGGUGCCGCACAAGGCAGGGGACCCCAUCCUGCGGUCCAAGUACCGGAACUGCUACAACGGAUUCGCGUGGCUGAACUCGCUGUCCCUCACGUGCUCCUCGGUGCUGAUUCUGUUCCUGCUGGCGCAGCCGCUGUUCCGGAGCCGGAAGGUGAGCCACCCUCGCUGGCCGGUGCUCAUCAUGUACGUCAAUCUGGUGAUCAUCCUGGCGGCGUACACCACCGGAGCGGUCACGGACGCGGAGCUCAUGAUCUCGCUGAUACCGUUGGAGGUGAUGGGCGGGAUGAGUGUGAUCAUUCUGUAUAUUUACACCGAGGGGAAGUUCUUUAGAGGAAGAAAAACAAGGCGCCAAACGUCACCUUUAUAUAUAUAAGCCUUUAAUUUGUCAUCGAAUGAUUAAGAAAGGAUGAGGUUUCCAGGGAGAAAAUAAAAUCUUAUU